AUGAGAUUGAAAAACGGAAAGAAUCAAGAAUACCACACAAUACGAAAGCAGGGCGCUGUAAAACGCUGUGUUUUACAGCAACCUGACGAAAGUGAGCACGCCAAUUGGGCGAUGGGCACAUGGUUUGAAUGGGCCGUUGAACGAAGCGUGAAAGCUGGAAACAUUGGUUGUGCGGAAAAGUACA
Molecule: messenger RNA, 184 nt
Organism: Paramuricea clavata
Lineage: Eukaryota; Metazoa; Cnidaria; Anthozoa; Malacalcyonacea; Plexauridae
Source: the annotation of a GenBank genome assembly